UCCGCUGCUCCACCCAUUUAGAUAGUCCAGCACUGCCGCUUUACCGCCAGUCGUUAUGCACCCCCACCCUCAACCACCCCACAGACACCCCACCCCCGCCUGGGUAGCACGCUGGGAGAAAGAUGCAGGGGAGGAGGGAACGGGAGUGAUGAGCAAUAAAGAGCAGAGAGCAUGCUCGGCGUGAGAGAUGAAGCAGAGAGGAGCAGGAUUGUGUGGACUGCUGAUUGCAACAAGGAGGGGCAUGCAGAGGGAGGGACAUGGGAGAUUCCUAGCAGUGUGCUUGAGAGACAAGCUCUGAACGUGUGACGUGCCGUGGACUCGUUGAACCUGUGUGACGCCUUCUACAUGUUGUCAUGCUCAACGCCUCAUGUGCGCUGAAGACUUGGGCGACCUGGAAGACGGCGAGAGGGGCGUGAUGGCUCGACGAGCCCUGGCUCCAUCGCACACCCCCAGAUAUCCACCAGCAAUUCUGUUGGCUUCUCCUGCUGAUCCACCUCAGCCCUCGUCAAUGUCCUUCCUGUGCGCCUUCCUGCCACUGCACUCUCUGAAUAGACGCUGCUGUCAACACACAUGUGAGUCUUAAGGAAUGCCAAUGAGAGCUCAUGAUCCGAAUCCCUGGCUGCACCAUGCUGCGUUAAGGUGACUCUUCUAUUUGAAGACUUUACAUUUUCAUUUUAUAGCUGCCACAAUCCCAUGUUUGGUGACGUAUAUGAUGCGGGGCAGUUUUUAUAAACCAAAUCUUUUUUCUUUAACAAGAAGAGCCAACAGGAUGAGCAACAUAUAUGGAGGGAACUACAAAUAAGGUCAAUCGGGGUCCAACAGGAAUGAGGCAUUGCACACAUUAAUGGAGAUUUAUUAACCCCAGUAGCUGCAUACGCAUGCAGCGGAUAGGUUUUAAUUGCGGAUUUUCCAGGAACAAAAGAGCCGCUUGGGCUGCAGUGACGGCGUGCUAAAGCAAUGUCACUUGCAGAACAACAAUCAUAAAAAAGGGAUAUUUGGGGGAUGGAUGAAGCCAACAGUCCCUCUGCUGACAUACCUUCCAAGGAGAAACCUGAUCUCCCUCCAUGUGAGUUUUUUGUCUCAGUUUCACUGACGGAUUCUUCCACAUCCCGACACGCUGGCAAACUGUCAGUAGUUUUCGUCACUGUGUCUGCUUUCAUUCAUCUACUGUGUGUGUCGACUGACGUCUGACCCCAUGAGUGGAGGCGGCUCCCUGCAGCAACGCACCACCUACCUCAUCUCCCUAACCUUGGUCAAGGUAGAGGCAGUGGAGGAGAAUGGAGGGGAGACGGAGAGCAGCAUCCCGAGGAGGGAGACCCCAGUGGGACUGGGGAACCAGUCAGGGGAGAGUGCGGGAGAAGAAGCCGGAGUGAAGGUGGAAACUGAAGCGGAGAGCGAAGCUGGAGCAUUUGGGGCCCAACUACUGGGGGCUGGGGCUGAGAGCCCGGUUUUUGUGAAAGGGGGGAAACCAAGUGAACUCAAAGAUGAAAGGAGAAAAACCCCUAGCCCCUUGAAAGAUAAACCCUCCUGCACUGUUGAUGGCCCGAGAGCAAGUGGUGGAAAACCACAGUGCAAACUUUCUAUCCCCUUCUCGUCAGAGAGAGCCAAGUCCCCGGAGACAGACUUAACUCAGGCAGAGAAAACACUUUGUGCCCUUGAGGCGAAACAAACCAAGUCUCCAUUGCUGACCACUAUACCCCUAACAGAGGUGGUUGAACCUGUUCGUACUCCGACCAGAACUAGUCUCCCUAUUCGUCCUGUCGGACAGCGGCCUGUGAGUCUGCUCAAGUCUCACAGCAGCGUGGCCACCCGCGGUCGGGACUCUAGGGAGGGUAGAGAGCGCAGUCCGACUUCAGCCCAGAGUCUUGACCGUAAGGACUGCCGAAUGCCCACACGCUCCCCAGGGCCCUGCAGGGCCUCCUGGGCCGAGACGAGCAGGACAGAAGUAUGGCGGGACGUUCGAGAUGAUGUCCAAGCUGGAAUACAGCUGGAAAUUGGAGGUGGGUCGGCUGCAAUGCUGAGAGACAUGCCUCGGAAGGACAGGUUUAAAUCAGGUUCAACCUCCCUACCUGCACCAGCAACCCAGGCAACCAAACCACCACGCAAGGGGAAAAGCCGUACACUGGAUAAUAGUGACCUGAACAGCCUCUCUGAAGACCUAGCGCUGACCAGGGAGGCCCAGCAGGGCCAACGAGGUGCCUCUAAAGACAGGAAGAUGCUGAAAUUCAUCAGUGGCAUUUUCACAAAGAGCAGUUCAGGGGUUGCUGGGUCAUCGUCGUCAGCUGCUCCUAUCUUUAUACAGAGAGACUCCAGUGAGGAGGAAGUAAACAUUGCCAACAGUCAGGAGUGGAGCCUGAGCAGAUCUAUCCCUGAGCUGAGACUAGGCAUUCUGGGAAGCCUUAAAAGCGGCAAGUCAGCCCUGGUGACCAAAUACAUCACAGGCAGUUAUGUUGCGCUUGAGAAGCCUGACGGUGGCAGGUAUAAAAAGGAAGUGCUGGUGGAUGGACAGAGUUAUUUAUUACUGAUCCGAGAGGAAGCUGGGCCACCUGAUGCACAGUUCAGCAGCUGGGUGGAUGCAGUGAUUCUGGUGUUUAGUUUGGAAAAUGAAGGCAGCUUCCAGGAGCUCUACCAGCUGUACAGCCAGCUCGACUCGCACCGCACAGAUGUUCCCGUCAUCGUUGUUGGCACUCAAGAUAAAAUCAGCAGCACAAACCCACGUGUGAUUGAGGAUCAAAGGGCCCGACAGUUGUGUAUUGAUGUGCGUCACUCGCUCUUCUAUGAGACCUGCGCCACCUACGGCUUCAACGUUGAUCGAGUGUUUGCAGAGGCUGCCCAGAAGAUUGUCGCCCAAAAGAAACAAGCGGCGCUGCAAGCCUGCAAGUCCCUUCCGAACUCGCCAAGUCACUCUGGAGGUUCCACACCUGGAUCAGCCUCGUUCCCUGGCCAGGUCAGUAAUGGUCUGAGUGGUGGCUAUGCCUGCUCCCUCCCCUCUACCCCCGUGGUCAGUCACAGAGAGCUGAGGGUGGCUCACGGGGAAGGGGGAGGCAGCUCACGUUCCCUGAAGAGCAUCCCCCGACGACCCUCCCUCUUCAAGAACCGAGACUUAGAUAAAAGAGGCAGUGAUCCCAAAGGAGACUCAAGCAACACUCGUGGUAUUCCAAUCAAACAGAGCAUCCUUUGGAAGAGAAGUGGAAGCUCUCUGAACAAAGAGUGGAAGAAGAAAUAUGUCACCCUUUCCAAAAAUGGCACACUGUCCUACCACUCCAGCUCAAGUGACUAUAUGCAGAACAUCCAUGGGAAGGAAAUCGACCUGCUGCGUGUGACAGUGAAGGUUCCUGGCAAACGCCCUCCAAGAGCAGUCGCACCAGCGGGCCCCUCACCUGUCCCCCCUGGCUCUGGAGUCAAUGGGCUCAGUAAGGAGCUUGCAGCUGCUGAGAGCUCCAGUACAGUCCCUCAGCUGUGUCCAUCCACCCUCUCUGUGGUUGAUGACCGCUCUGGUGGUUUGUCGCCACAAGGAGGAGACCGAAGCCUUCAGCGUUGCUCCUCGUCUUUGUCCGCAAAAGCACAAAGCGUCGAUGCCCUCGAGGGGACGUCCAGUCCAUUUUCUGGAAAAGACGCUGGCCAGUCCUCUCCCAUGGCGGACCGCAAAAAGAACAGGAGGAAGAAGAGCAUGAAUCAAAAAGGAGAUGCAGCAGUCGGGCAGGCUGAAGCCAAACGCAAAAUGUGGAAGUUAAAAAGCUUUGGUAGCUUGAGAAACAUUAAUAAGACAGAUGAAGAAAAUGCAGACUUUAUCAUUGUGUCGUUUACCGGGCAGACAUGGCAUUUUGAGGCUCAGAGUCUGGAGGAGAGGGACUCUUGGGUGUUGGCUAUUGAGAGUCAAAUUUUGGCAAGCCUGCAGUCCUGUGAGAGUGGCAGAAACAAGGCCCGGCGGAGCAGUCAGAGUGAGGCUGUGGCACUGCAGGCCAUCCGUAACACCAAAGGCAACAAUCUGUGCGUGGACUGUGACGCACCAAACCCCACCUGGGCCAGCCUGAACCUGGGCGCACUGAUCUGUAUCGAAUGCUCGGGAAUCCACAGAAACCUGGGCACACACCUGUCUCGAGUACGCUCCCUGGACCUGGACGACUGGUCCGGAGAGCUCACACAAGUCCUGUCCGCCAUUGGAAACCACAUGGCUAACAGCAUCUGGGAGGGCCGCACUCAGGGGCGAGCCAAGCCCACACCCAACGCUUCACGUGAGGAAAGAGAGUCCUGGAUUCGUGCCAAGUAUGAACAACGGGCGUUUGUGCCAGCCCUGCAGCCGGUGCCUGGGAUGCCGCUAACAGACGACAGCAUGCCUGCAUGGUUGCUGUCUGCUGUGACCGAGAGAGACCUGCCCAGGCUCCUGCUCCUGCUCGCCCACAGCACCAAGGAGCUAAUCAACGCUCAGCCAGCCACAUCUGCCACAGCCCUGCACUCAGCCUGUCAGCUGGGUGACGUAGUCAUGACCCAACUGCUCAUCUGGUACGGAAUUGACGUAAAAGCGAGGGAUAACCAGGGCCAGACGGCCAUGAUGAUGGCGAGAAAAACUGGCAGCAAAGGCUGCAUUAAUAUUUUGCUCCAACACGGCUGCUCUGAAACCUCUCCUGCCACGGCCACACCGGUGCUCUCCCGCCGCUCCAGCACCGCCAGCUUGGGCCGGACCAGCUCCAGGAAGCACGUGUCGUAACCUGGGACAAGGACACUUAUUUAUGUCCUGGUGAUGAUGACCAGGGGAAGUAGUUCUGAAACCUUCCAACAAGGCACCUUUGGAGUGGGCUGGAGGAGAAAAUGAUUAUAUAGCAUACAGUUAAUGGAAUAUAAAAUGCGUCUCAGAAGACUGAGCAACAUAUCAAACCACUUGAAGCAAUAUUCAUUCCAUUUGUUGAUGACAGAUAUAUUGCUGAAAUAUUGUGUUGUUCUUGACCUCAUUCCCAAACAACGUAAGUAGAAUCUUUGUAGCCGUUGAUCUACUUGUGUUUGGCUUCCUCCAGAACAAGUGCAAUAAAACGACGGGCUGUGUUGUGGGCGUGCUUACGAGAGCGAAUCGAUGAAAUGAGAAGGUGACACCUCUGUUCGCAUUGGUUGAAAUUGGACCAAAACAGUUUUUUUUGUCUUAACAAAUAAGACAUAAAGCUACAAUAUGUCGUCUUGUGUGUGCCUGUUGCCUCACUUUAAAGGUCUGUUUGACCUUUAGAAGCUGUUUUUGAUCAAAGGAUUCAGCUGGGAAUGUUCUUUCUCAUUCUCAUAAGAUGGCGUAGUUUGGAACAUGAAAUGUUACGUCAAUGUUUGUUUCAUUUUCUGGUCAAAGAUAUGGCGCUUUAAUAAACUGUAAAUGAACCGAUAAAACAUUCACAAUGAUCAACUCUGUAACAAAGACACCGUGAAAACCAAUCCGUUUUGUAAAUGACUUCUUAAAAGGCAGUUUUUAAAAGUUUGUUUUGUCAUUGUCUUUUCAAAGUUUUCUUAUUCUCCUACAUGUCAUGUCAACAUACACCAAUGAGCAGACGCUGUUAUGUCAUAACAUGAGGCAGUAUGUCAUUUGGGAUAAACAAAAAUGACUGAAGAUAAGGAGAAGCUAUUCCAUGAUUGAUAUCCUAUUACUGUUGUGUAUAGGUCUGUUACAUGAGUCUACUGUGAUGAAUGAAGCAUUGUUAUUUUGCGCACUUUGUGGGUUGUGCGUAUCCCUCGUGAGCUUCAACAAAUGG
This is a messenger RNA of Dunckerocampus dactyliophorus (ringed pipefish), 5726 nucleotides long. It is a transcript of the gene agap2, whose product is annotated as ArfGAP with GTPase domain, ankyrin repeat and PH domain 2. Bases 1196 to 4708 code for a protein of 1170 amino acids. The record is from RefSeq and is a predicted model, not a curated record. Gene Ontology annotation, cellular component: nucleus. The transcript is spliced from 19 exons. Gene Ontology annotation, molecular function: GTPase activator activity; GTPase activity; GTP binding. Lineage: Eukaryota; Metazoa; Chordata; Actinopteri; Syngnathiformes; Syngnathidae.